AUGGCCUACACAGAUGAUGCCGUGCUCUCCAAGCUCUCGGCACUGAAUGAAAGCCACGAUAGCAUCGCAACCACAGCCCAAUGGAUUAUGUUUCAUCGACGACAUGCAUCUCAGACAGUCCACCUUUGGUUAACGAAACUAAGAGACCUACCCAGCGCGAAGAGGUUGAAUAUGAUCUAUCUGGCAAACGCACAACCCUGUUUGGCGCAUCCAAAUUGUAUCUGGAUUUACAAUCUGGUCGUGUAUGUUCUGCUAACCCAAUUUCCGUCAAUAGAAGUGACACAGCAGUCAAAGGCCCGCCAUAAAGACGACUUCCUCAACGCGUUCACGCCAUUCAUUGCGGAUGCCACGGCAGUAGCAUAUAAAGGCGCUACAGCAGACGUCCAAUCCAAGUUGCGAAGGGUUGUGGAUGUGUGGAAAGAGCGCGGCAUCUUCGACAGAGAGGUCUUACUGGAUUUGGAAGCUAAGCUGGCCGAGAUCGAUAAGACACGGCCCGCAGCGAACGUCGGUGGCUUUGGCGGUCCUAUGUUCAGCUCUGCAGCCUCGGCAUCUUCGAUACCCCCAGAGCUCGCUCCCUUGGUGGCGCCGCAACAGGCCGUCACGAAGAGCCUCCAGCCAAUGAAGAGCGCACUCAAUUCGGCCAACACCGAGUACGAGAGGCUCACCGACCCAGCCGCUACCACAGCAGCCCUGCCGGUCCGGGCCGCGCGUCUUAAUGGGCUUCUCAAGUCCUUGGCCAAUGCUGAGGGCGCUGUCACAGAAUGCAUCCGGGCGCGGAGGGAGCUGCUCCGGAGUUUAGAGAAGGUUCUUGCAACGAACCGUGAAGCGCUUGACCUCGAAGAGCAAUUCAUGAGGGAGCUGAGUGGUCGCAGGACUGAGAUCGAGCAGAAGAAGCAGUCGGUAGAACUCGCCAUUAUCAGCGGUCUCCCCGCGCAUAAUCAAGAGCAGUCGGCGGGUGACCGCACUUCUGGAAGCCCCGUUCCUGAGCCUGAGCGGCCGCAAGUAGAGGCCCUCACGCCACCUCACGUCCAGGACCAUGUUGGCGACAUGUACGAUCAGGCAGCCACCGCCUCCGAGCCUCAUAAUGGCCAGCCCAAUUCUGUCCCGUUCCACAGCAACGCGGUUCCAAUGAACACUCAAUCUCCAUUUGCGACCUCUGCUCCAGGGAUAGAGAUACUCUCAAACCUUGCGUCGCAAUAUCAGGCCGUACCAUUGAACGGAUCUUCUAAGAAACGCAAGAUUGAGGCAUCAGAAGAUUUUCCUGAUCUUGGCGGCGACGAUGGGAUCGAUGCGGAGGUCAAGGAGAUGCUCAGGAAGGACAGCCAUGGCUCCUAG
This is a messenger RNA of Canariomyces notabilis, 1335 nucleotides long. RefSeq lists its product as uncharacterized. Gene Ontology annotation, molecular function: RNA polymerase II C-terminal domain binding. The record is from RefSeq and is a predicted model, not a curated record. Bases 1 to 1335 code for a protein of 444 amino acids. The transcript has 4 exons. NCBI's taxonomy places the organism in Eukaryota, Fungi, Ascomycota, Sordariomycetes, Sordariales, Chaetomiaceae. Gene Ontology annotation, biological process: mRNA 3'-end processing.